AUGAACGUUGAUGUGGGUUCGGUCACCCUUGAUCUGAAUUCACCCCGUGUGGUGGGUAAUGGCGGCGUGCUGGUGCCUGAACAGGAGUUUGUCGACCGUAUCUUCAACAAUGUGCUCGACGCGCCGGCAAACAACCGAGGGCAGAUCCGCUUUCUGUUGGCUGAUGCCGCCGCGGGCGCAGAAUACUUUCUGUACUUUGACAUCACCGCUAACGGUGCAAAGCCAGCCAACCCGGCCCUGGUGCUUAAUGGUCACUUUGAACUUUCUGCCGGUGGCACACCCACGCGCUGGACUACCUCGGCGGCUAACGCCGGCGGUAACCAGAACAACGAGGUGCAGACCACCAGUCAGGGGCAGACGUUAAGUCUUGGCAGUGGUUGUGGAACCAGUGGCGUGGCGUCACUCGAUGUCAGUCCUAACCUUUCAGGCGGUUCUGCAACCGGCCAACGCUGGCAUCUGCUGGGCUAUCGUGAUCAAUGCGAAGACGGCAGCGGCAAUGAACAGAUUCGUCUCGACCGGACAAUUACAGUGCCUGCCGGUGGUGCCGCCGGUGUGCUGGAGUUCUAUUUUCAGCUCCAGGCGUUUGACGGCAUUACGAACAACAGUAAUUUUGACUGGAUCGAGUUUCGCGUUAACGGUGCAACGGUCAACCACCGCGAUCUCGACAUAGAUAAUUCCGGCUCACCGCCGUUACGUAUUGAUACUGACCGUAUUGGACGUCCAGGUUACGCGGGUAGUCUGCGCGAUUACGGCUGGCGGCGCGCUGAACUGGAUCUGUCACCCUAUGCAGGUACAACUAUUACCUUCCGCGCGCAAACCCGGCACAGUGCAUCAGACAACUCUUAUCGUACCUGGGUGAAGCUGGAUGACUUCACCUGGAGUUUGCAGACGGCGACGCUGGGUACUGCGGAAGCCUUUGGUGUUAAUGUUUUUCUACCCAACGAUACAGCGACUGCUGCUGAGUCUGAAUAUGUCCUCAACGAUGUGUUGGCCAUCACAGCUCAGGUGGACGUGGAUGUCAGCGCAGUGCGCUCAGACGUUUAUGAUGCAGCUGAUACCCUGGUGGCCAGCGCCAUUGAACUGUUUGACGAUGGCACUCAUGGCGACCUGGUUGCUGGUGAUCGUGUGUGGAGUAAUGAUGGCAGCGUGCCUGCGGACCCCACGUACAGCUUCACCACCGGACCAUUUGGUUCAGGCUGGCGGGUCAGUGUAUACGCGUUAGAUAAUUCUGUUUCGGCGGGCGGUACGUUGGACGGUUUGUUAAUGAUUCCAGGCGCAGCCAAUACGCCGCAGAAUCAGACGAACUUUUACAAUGUGGAUGACCAGGUGUUCCUCCUGCGCGGCGCGGAAGUGGCCAUUGAUAAAUCUCUGCUGACACUGCAGGACAUGAUCAGUGCCACCCGGCCGAAAUCGAUCCCCGGUGCCUGGAUUCGCUAUCAGGUGCGGGUGGAAAAUCAGGGGCCUGACGGUAUUAAUGCCAAUACCAUUAAUAUUGUUGAUGAAAUUCCAGUCGAAGUGUCUUUGUGUGUCACACCGGCCUGUACCUGUGUGGGGCCAAGCUGCAGCCAGGUGGACCCUGUGCACUUUGAUGAAAGCGGCUCGGCGAUCAGUACAGGUUUGACCUUCGACUACACCACCCAGGUUGAAUACUCCACCGAUGGCGUGAACUUCGGCUAUACGCCGAUGCCUGACGGCGAGGGUUUUGACAGCAACGUACGCUAUGUGCGUGUCAGACCCACCGGACCGAUGAAUCAACCCAGUGGCGGCAGCAAUGCUGAGUUUGAACUGCGUUACGUGGUGCGGUUGGAAUAG
Molecule: messenger RNA, 1812 nt
Organism: Symbiodinium necroappetens
Lineage: Eukaryota; Dinophyceae; Suessiales; Symbiodiniaceae
Source: the annotation of a GenBank genome assembly